Harmonia axyridis is the source of this 1011-nucleotide messenger RNA. RefSeq lists its product as uncharacterized. Lineage: Eukaryota; Metazoa; Arthropoda; Insecta; Coleoptera; Coccinellidae. The coding region runs from base 34 to 816 and encodes 260 amino acids. The record is from RefSeq and is a predicted model, not a curated record. The transcript has 2 exons.
AUUUAAAAGUGUGUGUUAUUUGUUUAAACGGAAAUGAAUGAUGAAAUAACGUUGAAGACAAUAUAUGAUGAAAUACAAACCACUCGAAAGGAACUAAGGGCUCUUAUUUCUUCGGAGAAUGAAAGCAAAUCAAUACAGAGACCAGAAGAGUUGAAUUGUAAAGUUGUAAACUUGGAAAAAGAGAAUAAACAACUUUUGGACAGAGUAGAAUAUUUAGAGAGGAAAUGUUAUAAAAACAAUAUAGUGAUAUAUGGACUGCAAAACGGAGAAAACGUCUCAACCGAAGGUGUAAUAGGGGAAGUGAAUCGUCUACUUGAGACAGAUAUUGCCGAAUCAGAUAUUAGUGAUAUAUACCAGCUAGGAAGGGGCAAAAAUCGACCCUUGAAAAUUGAAUUCGCUACUUAUAGGAAAAAACAAGUACUGUUGGAUAAUUCUAAGAAACUUAAAGGAACAAAUAUUUAUAUAACUCAAGAUCAAACAUUGCAACAGCGAGAAGAACAGAAAAUACUUAGGAAUUACUUGAGGAAAAUGAGAGAAACCACCAGUGAUGUGGGAUACGUUAAGGGUAACAAGUUGAUAAUUGGUAAUGAAAUAUACACGGUGGAUGAUAUAAGAAAAAUAAACAAACAAGAAGAAAUUUCUGAGACUGCAGGUACCACCCCUUCACCAGUUGAGGAGGAAACUCAAGAAUAUAACGCGGAGGCCCAUCAGAAGAUAGUUGGUUCCAGGGAGGUGAGACAUGUGAAAGAUAAAAAUUUGAACAAGGAACUUAGGGUGGAAGUGAGGACAAAAAAGACAACAAGAUCGAACAAGUAGAAUAUAUUUGGAGGAUGUACAGUUGUUUCAUAGAGCCGGAUAUGUUUUGUUGUACAAUAUGGGAAAUGUGAAUAAGAAUGAUGGAGUUUUGGUUUAUGUAAGGGACUACAUGUUAUUGGAUCAUCAGGUUAAGAUAAGAGCUAGGAAGGCGAUUGGUCAGAGAUGUUUUUCCUAUUUAUCUCCAAGGUUUUACAU